CCCCGAACGGAUACCACAUUCAGUGUAGCAUGACUGCUGCCAACCAUGUUUUAAUAUUUUGUAUCCUCGUGUAAACUGAAGGUCUUUAAGCUGUUUUUGCUCUUCGACAGUUUACAGUCAUACAGAAUUGUGUGGAGUCCUACAUGAAAGGAAUUAAUUCACAAAAAUGGAGGCAAGGCAGCUGAAGAGAGAUGUUGAGGCCCUUAUUGGUGAUUACAUUGGGCAGAAACUCAGAGAAAAUUCUUUCGAUCCAAAGGGGAAGGGGACCUCCACAGUGCUCGACGACCUGGCUCACUAUGACCUUGCCAUUAGUGUUGCCCUUUGGUGGUUGGACAAAGAAGAGGGACGGGAUUUGCUUGACAGAGACAUCAUCGGAGCAACAAGGAGCUCAGGAAGUGCCCAGUACCCUAAUCGUUUAGAACGAGAGGCUAUGAUCCUGUCGUCCUUUGCCGGGGUAAUUAUGAAUAGCCUGCCAGUGGAGGAAAUCUUGGCUCUGUACAGGUGUAAACCAGCUGCUUCAUACCCCAGCCACCAAUCCAAGGGCGCAAUUGUCUAUCCCUUCACUCUAUCCUACCAUCCGUUUGCCAUGCUCAGCUCUUACAAGGCUGUGCACCACUCCAGGAAGCACAGUCUAAAGUUGAAAAGAUGGCUGUCUGAGAGGGUGAAAUUUAGUGCCCCGCCUGCACGAGUUUCAGUGCAGUCUUCAUCAUCUUCCUCCUCGUCUCACUCCUUCCUCAGUGACAGCAAUGAUUGCCAUGAGGAAAGAGCUGAGCACUAUGAGGGUUCACAAGAGUCUCUGCAGGACUGAAGUCACCCUCCAGCAGCACCCUGGUUUUGUCUUCAUAAUGGACUUCAUGUCUAUUUUCUUUGGGCACUACAGUUUCCCACUUCUCCUGUCUUUACUGUUGGCGUUCACUUUAUACUGUCACACUGACAGUCUUUAAACUUCAAUCUUUUAUCAGUCAUUUAAAUUUUCAGCAUUUGAAGGUGGUUGAUGAAGACAAGUCUUUGUUAACAAGCGUGAUAAUGACAUUAAAAUGAUGGUGGUUGCGGCUGAUAACCUGUUGUACAGUGUAACUGUUGUGUAGCUAACUGAUCCAACUGACUAACUAGCUUACUAAUAACUGACCUGUUUAGAGUGAACAGUAAAACACGGUCGACAUUACAUUUCACAAAAAUAACACAACAUGCCUCAACAUGCCAAUAACAUUUGACUAGCUAAAUUACUAAAUGUCAGAUAGGUUUGCAUACUCGGAUAUUUCCCCGCUCAUUAAAACUGUAUAAUUACCACUAACUCUGAAACUCAUUUUUCUCUGUGUAUGCAUAUGUAAAUAAAACAAAUACCUACAUUUACAAAAGAUAACUGUAUCUUCCUCGAGAACCCUCAGAUCAUCAGACACUGGCUUCCUGCAUGCAUUCAGAUGUUUUGGGCCCACUCUCUGGAACAAACUGCCUGAUGACAUAAGAUGUACCACAACUGUGUCAUCUUUUUAAAGCAGACUUAAGACCUACCUGUUCUCUCAGGCCUGUGACCAGCUAGUGCUUCUGUCUGUCUGUCUGCCUGUCAGUCCGUCCCUCUCCCUCUCUCUCACUCUUUUUGGGAAUAUGAGGCUGGGUGUGUUUAUGUUGGUGGGUGGGCAGGGGAUGGAUUUAUGGAUGAAUUUGUUUUUCUUUUAAUAUGUAUUUCAAUAUGUAUUCAUGUAGUAUUUGGUUGCGUUGUAUGUGAAGCACAUUGAGCUUACAUUGUAUGAAAUGUGCUAUAUAAAUAAAUUUGACU
Siniperca chuatsi (mandarin fish) is the source of this 1777-nucleotide messenger RNA. RefSeq lists its product as uncharacterized. The transcript is spliced from 9 exons. The record is from RefSeq and is a predicted model, not a curated record. The coding region runs from base 167 to 808 and encodes 213 amino acids. Lineage: Eukaryota; Metazoa; Chordata; Actinopteri; Centrarchiformes; Sinipercidae.